GCCCCACUCCCAAGUCUUCUCCAGCUACGCCCACACGCUGGCCGGGCCUCUCCCCCUAGUCACGUUCCCUGCCUCCUCUACUGGUGGCAGGGGAAGGAGGUGGGAGGCGGAAGGACUGCUUCGGUUUUACGUUGGAGACACUGGGAUGACACUGGAAUGUGAGGGCAACACGGUUGAGUGUGCCUUUGCCCUACUAGUGGUUAAUGCAAUCAUAAUAGCAACGCUUGAGACGCUUUAUGCCUGUUUCUCAAAACAGAAAAAAAGCAUCGGAAUCUCUGAGGAUCACUCCCUCCAGGUGGUGGGAGGACUUCCAGAGGCAUCAGAGCAGAGACCGCAGAGAACCUACUUCACCAGGCUCGAGGCUGGAGGCCCCGCCAUGGCAUCCUCAAGGCCCCUUCUGAUGCUGGCCCUGCUGGCGUGGGUGGUUCUGGCUGACCAAGAGUCAUGCAAGGGCCGCUGCACUGAGGGCUUCAACUCCGACAGGAAGUGUCAGUGUGACGAGCUCUGCUCUUACUACCAGAGCUGCUGCUCCGACUACGUGGUCGAGUGCAAGCCCCAAGUGACUCGUGGGGAUGUAUUCACUCUGCCAGAAGACGAGUACAGCUUCCAUGACUACCGCGAGGAGACCAGAUCCAAUACCAGCGUCCAGGCACAGCCAGAGGGCCCCACCCAGACCUUUGUCCGGCAGGCCCAGCCUGAAGAGACUACUGAGCAGGCACCUGUUCUGAACCCUGAGGAAGAAGCCCCAGGACCUGGGCGGGAGAACUCAGAGCCUGAAGUGGGGACCGUCAUGCCCGAGACUGGUAAUCUAGGGAUCUCCGAGUCCCCAGCAGAGGAAGAGCAGUGCAGUGGGAAGCCCUUCGACGCCUUCACCGACCUCAAGAAUGGUUCCCUCUUUGCCUUCCGAGGGCUCUACUGCUAUGAGCUGGAUGAAAAGGCAGUGAGGCCUGGGUACCCCAAGCUCAUCCGCGAUGUCUGGGGCAUCGAGGGUCCCAUUGAUGCUGCCUUCACCCGCAUCAACUGUCAGGGGAAGACCUACCUCUUCAAGGGUAGUCAGUACUGGCGCUUUGAGGAUGGUGUCCUGGACCCCGAUUUCCCCCGCAACAUCUCUGAAGGCUUCAGGGGCAUUCCGGACAACGUGGACGCAGCCUUGGCCCUCCCCGCUCAUAGCUACAGUGGCCGGGAGCGCGUCUACUUCUUCAAGGGGAGACAGUACUGGGAGUACGAGUUCCAGCAGCAGCCCAGCCAAGAGGAGUGCGAAGGCAGCUCCCAGUCGGCCGUGUUCGAACACUUUGCUCUGCUGCAGCGGGACAGCUGGGAGGACAUCUUCAGACUUCUCUUCUGGGGCAGUUCCUCUGGUGGUGCUGGAAAGCCCAGGUUCAUCAGCCGGGACUGGCAUGGUUUGCCUGGACAAGUGGACGCGGCCAUGGCUGGCCACAUCUACAUCUCAGGCUCAGCUCCCCGCUCCUCUCGGACCAAGAUGACCAAGUCUGCGCGUCGCAAUCGUAAACGCUACCGCUCGCGCCAUGGCCGUGGCCGUGGCCGGAGACGCAGCCAGAACUCCUACCGGCAAUCUCGCUCCACCUGGCUGUCCUGGUUCUCCAGUGAGGAGUUGGGCCUGGGAGACUAUAACUAUGAUAACUACGAGAUGGACUGGCUUUUGCCUGCCACCUGUGAGCCCACCCAGAGCGUCUACUUCUUCUCAGGAGACAAGUACUACCGAGUGAACCUUCGCACGCGGCGAGUGGAUGCUGUGAUCCCUCCCUACCCACGCUCCAUCGCCCAGUACUGGCUGGGCUGCCCAGUCCCUGCCCACGAGUAGGAGUCCGAGUCCAAACAGCUGGGCCUCUGCUGCUCCCUCCUCCAACAUCCUCCUCCCAGCUCAAUAAAGAUCCCUUGGCCC
Molecule: messenger RNA, 1903 nt
Organism: Orcinus orca (killer whale)
Lineage: Eukaryota; Metazoa; Chordata; Mammalia; Artiodactyla; Delphinidae
Gene: VTN
Product: vitronectin
Exons: 10
Coding region: 146-1822 (558 amino acids)
Biological process (GO): cell adhesion mediated by integrin; immune response; cell-matrix adhesion
Molecular function (GO): polysaccharide binding; scavenger receptor activity; extracellular matrix binding
Source: RefSeq, a predicted model, not a curated record